AGCCAUCAACAGGAAACAGCCAAUGCGCUACCAGAUGGACAACUACGAGCAGCCGACCAGGCGACAGAUGAGGCCCACGGAGACGGAGGAUGUGGCUGUAAAGGUGACCAAUGGAUUCUUCACGUGGGGAAGCAACCUGUCCACGCUGUCAGACAUCAACAUCCGCAUCCCCACAGGUCAGCUGACGAUGAUUGUGGGCCAGGUGGGUUGUGGGAAAUCGUCCCUGCUGCUGGCCAUGCUUGGCGAGAUGCAGACCAUCGAUGGAAGAGUCUACUGGAGCAAGCCGCCUGAUAAUGAGACGGUCCACGAUGGGAUCAUAAGGUACUCUCUCUGGCCGCCUCUCGCUAGAACAAUCAUCUACACUGACUGUGAACAUUCACAUUUUAUCCAUUUGUCUAAUUUACAGUGAAUUUUGUCAAGUUUAAGCAGCUUUAACCU
Molecule: messenger RNA, 438 nt
Organism: Plectropomus leopardus (leopard coralgrouper)
Lineage: Eukaryota; Metazoa; Chordata; Actinopteri; Perciformes; Serranidae
Source: RefSeq, a predicted model, not a curated record